CAAAGAAGUCCCAAAGUCAUGGCUGCAGGAAAGUGGACGCACUUAGGAAUAAGUGGGAGGUCAAUGUGCGAGCCAAGUACGUUAAGGGUCACCACAGAGGAUCAAAAAAGCAAGCUGUCACCCUUGGCUCAACCUCCUGUGAGUGCACUUGUAACAAGCCCAAGCUUGAGGGCUACCCUUGCAGUCAUGUGCUCCGGGCGGCUGCUGUUCAAAAAAUCAGCGUCGAGCCAUACAUAUCGCCGUACUUCAACAUGUACAAUCUGUACAACACUUGGAACGGUGAGUUCUGGGCUUGGGGCAUUGAUAUGAACUACAAAAUGUUGUGGCCAGAUGGGCCGAAAUGGGUUCCGAACACCGACUUGAUGAGAACCGCAAAGGGACGACGUCAGUCUAGGCGUCAUCGCAAUGACAUGGACCAUAGCCAGAUGGGAGAACCAAGGCGAUGCCGCGUUUGCAGGUGUCCUGGACAUUCACGCAAAGACUGCCCGUAUCGAGCCAACAACAACGCAUGAUGUUGAUAUAUAUGUACUCGCCAUGUCUAUUUAUAUUUCUACUCGUUAUGUGUACUUAUAUUAAAUUUAAAUUGAUUCUCUUUGUAUUAUUGUACUCCUGAUGUUAACUUCAGAUAAUUAAUGUUAUGGGUGAAGUGCCAGUGCUUUUGCAGGGGCCCCAUGACGCCGGCCACCGUUGCCACCUAUUUUUGAAACCAAAUACUAAGCAUGAUUAUCGGCCUUUCAGACUUCGAACCAUAAAGAAAACAUGGCCAAUACACAAUCAUUUCCUUGCUCACCUUGACGCUUAUGGACUACAAGGUUUUGCUAGGCUCACAUCAUGCGACGACCAAGUACGUUCGGACCCAUCCCUUUUGACAUCCCUCGUUGACCGGUGGAGACCUGAAACCCACACCUUUCACUUUCGUUUUGGGGAGCUUGCACCUACACUGAAAGAUGUUUCUAUGAUCACUGCUCUACCAAUUAGAGGUGAGCCGGUAGUCUCUCCACGAGUGUCUCCAUCUUGGGCAUUAGAUAUAGCAGCCCGUCUUGGGAUGGAAAUGCCAGAAUCACAACGUUCUGGUAACCCUCGGGGCAUCCCACUCGUCUGGCUUCAUGAUAACUUUCUUAAUUUAUCUAGCUUCGCCAAUGAGGAGACGAGAAAAAGACAUCUGUUUGCGUAUUUGUUGUGGCUCCUCGGGAAUCUAUUUCCAAAUUCACAUGGGGACGUUGUUGUCCCUGGUCUCAUCUACAUUGCAGAGAAUAUGGUAGAUGAACCUUUACCCGAGCAGCCAAAAUACAGCUUCGGUUCUGCCAUGCUAUCUCAUACAUACAGAGGCUUGUGUGAUGCCACGCAAAAAACCUCUUUCGCACAAAAAGCUCCAUUACUUUGUGUCGCCUAUGAGUUUCUACAGUUGUGGUCCUGGGAAUACCUCCCUGUAGGACGACCUCGUAUAGUACAACCCAUAUACCCAUACGACUUUGGCGAGGGUGCUAGCGCAACUAUGGCCACCAGGUGGACAAAGGCACGGAAACGUUGGUCUCCAGAUAUUGCGAAAAAUUGUUACCCUAUGUACCACCAGCAGUUUGAGAUACUUGAUGAGGCAGAAGUCACAUGGAACCCGUGGACUCAGGACCAGCUAAAAAUGGUCUUUGAUGCUCGACACUUCACACCAGGCAUGUUGACCGAUAGUGCAUUCUGGCUGACUCGCUGCAACUUAUUGUUCCUGUGGUGUGUUGAACCUUACAACCCAGAGCGUGUAAUGAGACAGUUCGGUCUCUAUCAAGAAAUUCCACCACCUUUUCCCAGACGUAUCGACGAGGAAACACAUAAGCUAACAAAUAUGGGCAGGGGUUGGAGUUUAUACGAUUGGAGGGAAGAGAACAGUGAAUGGGUACACAAGUGGAAAAUGAAGCGCUAGCAGAUAUAGUGCGUCAACUUAGACCGUACGAUGGAAGUACAGAUCAAGCGUACAAGCAGUGGUACUGCAUGAACACACGUGCUAGCCUGGCCAGUCAGCCAGCUACUAUACCAACACAUCUCACACAAGAGGAGCAGGCGCGGAGACAUGUUGAGCUGCAUGCAGCUUACUAUCGUGACCACCUGCUUGAAAAUGUCAACGAAGUAGGGCAGAUGGCUACGGAUAGCAUGCCGGCCCAGGGCCCAUAUCGCAAGACAUUCCAGAAACUUUUGCAACAAUUCGUGGCAAAGAAGUUCAGAUGCGGUAGAGGCGACGACGUUGCCACUGGAGCAUACAUGCCGGUAGCGAGGUCAGCCAGACCGAGUGCGGCACCGUCGUCCAGACCGAGCGAGGCGCGUACGAGCCAUGAGCAAUGGGGGGAGGGUCCGAGUACUAGAACGACAUUGCCACGACAUGACUCAUCUCUGCCGCUGCAUCGCUCUUCUUCGAUGCAGCUUCGUCAGGGGCAGACAUCUCAGGACCAUGGCACGGGCUUGGAUUCGAUGCCCGAGCAGUUUCUUUCCCCUAACCCAUAUGCGUACACAGGAUAUGAUGCAUACACCCAAGGUGAGGGAUCUCAGCCGUAUCUCUCCACGCGAGGGAUCCCCAUGCCCGAGGAGACUCGUGUACCAGAUUUAAACCAGCACCACGUACAAUGGCCAGACAGUAUAGGAGAGGGAUAUGCUCAGGACACACCUGAUGUUAAUUGGGGCGAUGAGAACACCCAACGCGGCGUCAACACAGGCCUCCGGGGAGCAUCACAUGAUCAUGGCGUCAACACAGGCCUCCGGGGAGCAUCACAUGAUCUUGGCGACACGGUUACAUCAUUAGUUACAGAGUUCUUCGGAGGGGACGUUAUUGGCCCAUCUUUUAUCCCCCCGGAGUCACAACCAUACGCCUACAAUUACGCUUCAGGUUCGCAACAAGGAUUCGUGACUCCACCACCUACGCAGGACUCGCAGACACAUGAAGCCGAAUUGGAGUACGGCCGCGGUCUUCGUGUGCCCCGGCCACCUAAUCGCUUGUCGCCUUCCGGUCGUAAGGAAAGGCCAGGUGGUCGUCGUAAAGUAGGGUGAUUCAUCUAUGCACGUGCGCGACCCAUUGUAUCUACAUAUGUGUGUAUCAGACUUUUCAAUUUGAACAUCUAUGUAUGCUGAAAUAAAAAUGCACCAGUCAGGAACAAUUUUU
Messenger RNA from Triticum aestivum (bread wheat), 3139 nucleotides. Its product is annotated as serine/threonine-protein phosphatase 7 long form homolog. NCBI's taxonomy places the organism in Eukaryota, Viridiplantae, Streptophyta, Magnoliopsida, Poales, Poaceae. The transcript is spliced from 6 exons. The record is from RefSeq and is a predicted model, not a curated record. The coding region runs from base 1882 to 3027 and encodes 381 amino acids. Gene Ontology annotation, biological process: meristem maintenance; meristem development.